This is a messenger RNA of Diaporthe citri, 3909 nucleotides long. RefSeq lists its product as uncharacterized. NCBI's taxonomy places the organism in Eukaryota, Fungi, Ascomycota, Sordariomycetes, Diaporthales, Diaporthaceae. The record is from RefSeq and is a predicted model, not a curated record. Bases 1 to 3909 code for a protein of 1302 amino acids. The transcript has 3 exons. Gene Ontology annotation, molecular function: protein binding.
AUGGCGGACCCUCUGAGUAUGGCGGCAUCAAUUGCCGGCCUGAUCUCGCUUGCCCAAGGAGCGUUCAGCGCCGCAGUUGCCAUGAACUCUUACAUCCAUGACGUGCGCCACGAACAUGAGGAGCGAGGCGAGUUCUGUGAGAAGUUCAGGCGCAUUAUAGCCAACCUGGAGGGCCUUUCCAAGAGACUUGAAUACAUCGAGACCCAGUUUGACCCUGGCACCGCUUCCAGGUCGAAGGAAAGCACGUUCCCAGGGAUGGGAAUUAGCGGCGGUGAACGACUACUUGCCAUAUCACAGGCCAUUCGCGAGCCUGGUGGUGAUUACGAAAAGUUAAAGAAGAAAUUGGAGCAUAUCAAAUUUGGGUUGGAACGCUUGGCCCAAUCCAAAUAUGAGAUACUAAACCGCCGCCUGAAGUGGACAUUGAAGAAGAAGAAGCUAGCAAAGGAGCAGGAAGAAAUUAUCCAGCUGGUCAAUUCCAUGAGACAACUGGUCUCGGACGGCGAUUCUCAGAGUGUUCUGGCCGAGGCCGUCGCCGCGAAGCUGCGACAAGUCAAUGACCCACUUGGGACGCCCGUCCUCUCCAUAUUUUUCCAUUCCAAGCAAGGAGCCCGUCAGACACUGAACAACGUGUUUUGUAGCCUGUUGAGACAGAUCCUCAACAAAAAACGCUCCAACGGCAUUAUCGAAAUCCCACACGAAAUUACCAGCCUGUGGACCGAGUCCAGAUCCACCGGCAGGCGGGGUCUGUCGGAAGAUCAGGCUAAAGAAAUACUCCGAGAUCAGCUGGCCAUGUUCCCAACCAAGUUCCUCAUCAUAGAUGCCAUUGACGAAGCGGAAGGCUGCAUAGACAGCAUCGACUAUGAAAUCAAACAGCUCCGGCACCAGGGUGUUUGUAUCCUGAGUACCAACCGCUGGGAACCUCGUGUUAGUUAUGAUGCCGCAUAUUGUCAAGAGUGUGGAACCGGGCCUCUGGACCUAGCAUGGCUAUGCAGGAAGUGUGUCGGCCACUUUGGCGAGAAGAUAUGGCUCUGUGGGGAGUGCCACAAUGUCAAAGGGAUUCGUUGUUUUGAUCCGAGCCACGUAAUGAUGCCACCGAUGAGAGUCAACGUGGAGAUCCAAGCAUCCCGGGAAGACAUCGCACUCCACGUCACCAAAUUCCUCAACGACAACUUCAGUGGCGGUGACAUUGGGGAUGAUGACGACAUGUUUUCCGGCAACGUCCCAUUGUUGGCAGCCCUGAGACAGAGACUGGGGCCCGAAUUCUGGGACUCAUUGCCAGAAAAGGUCAGCGAGGCAGCUGGCGGGAACUUUCUGUAUGCCCGACUGUUUCUUGAGCGACUGAGACUGCAGAGGAACCUCGACGGCGCCGUCUCCCUCACACAGCAGCUUUCCUCCGGGGAAAUGGAUGACCUCGAAGGGCAAUACGACGACAUGAUCAGAUUGUGCUUGGAGAAAAACGAUAAAUAUGGUGCGCAGGUGGUCAGGGAGCACCUUGCCAUCGUGGCAACUGCGCACGAGGUGCUCACCUUUGAGCAGCUGUCCCACGCAACGGCCAUCAGCCCCGAAGACAAAGCAUUGGAUGACUUCAUUGGACGCCUCUGCAGCAAGGAAAUUGUUCGACGUGACACGCACGGUCUUCUUACUAUCAAGGCCGUCGGGGCUGCAGACUCGUUCCCUGUUGGCUUCUUUCACCGAUCACUUACGACCUACAUGGAAGAGCACCAGUCCAAAUGGUUGCCUGAAGCGACACAAAUGAUGCUCGAUUCAUGCCUGUCGUACCUAAGCCUCGAUAUUUUCUCGCGCCCUUUCCAAUCCCGUGACGAGCUGGAGAAGACCCUAGAGAAGCACCCAUUCGCCUCCUACGCUGCAUGUUAUUUGGGCUUCCACGCCGAAAGCGCACAGUCGACAGUGCAGAACAGUCUUCGCGUGUUGAAGUUUUUGAGUGACCAGAAUCGUCUCGCCUGUGCGAUGCAGAUUGCAUCGAGGACCCGGCCCUUCGAAUACGCGUCCUGGGAUGUGGCUGGGGGCAUUACUGGGCUUCACUUUUGCGCCUUCUACGGCUUGGAGACCCAGUGCCAGGCAAUUCUCACCUUCGACCCUGCCAGCGUAUCCACCGGUGACAAUUUAUACAACCAGACGCCUCUGACAUAUGCCUGCCGCAACGGACACAUUGGGACCGCACGCUUGCUUCUGGAUGCUGGUGCAGGCCCUAACCAUCUCAGUAAGAAGGGAAAAUCGCCUCUGAUAGAGGCUAUCGAGAGCUUCGAUAUCGACAUGCUAGAUCUCAUGCUGAGCCGGGCGGACAUAGAUGUCAACGCCAGAGCUCCUGGCCGGGGGGGCACAACCGCCCUGGUCAGAGCUGCAGAGCUGGGCCACGAUUCCGCAGUAGAAAAGCUGCUGGCCCGCGCCGAUCUUGAUGUCAACAAGCCAGAUGGCUGGGGCUGCACUGCAAUAUCAAGAGCAGUGGAGAGCGUCGAGAUGGGUUGCGUGCGCCUGCUGCUCCGCUGUGACGCGACCGACCUUACUGUGACAGAUCUACUGGGAGGUCGAUCAGCUCUGGACUGGACCGCGGAAGAGAGUGUCAGCUCACUAUUCACCGACGAGGACAUAGAUGAGGUGGCUAAGGCCCACGUGGAAGCAGUUGUGUUCCUUCUUGACUCUGGUGCCGACUUCGACCUAGAGGAUGACGAUGGUCUCAACGCAGUGGCGAUGGCGAGGUCCGCGUCCCCAGGGCUCUGGACCACGCAUGUCAGACCUGUAUUCGCAGCAAGGAGAGUCACAACCCAGGCAACACUCGAUACUUCACGGCCAACGCUCCUGUCAACUCUCCAGACGGGGGACCUCAGCGUGGUUGAAACCGUCCUGAGCGGCACGUCUGGCCCUCUUCAUCCCGAAACAGACCGUUACACAGGAUACACCCUCCUCUAUCGGGCAAUCGAGCUCCAGAAACCCCAAGACACGAGCUUUCUGGCGCUACUACUCCCGAGAAGCGGACACUUCCUGUCCGCAAAGUGCAACCUGGGACGCACCUGCGCGCACCUCGCCGUCCUCAAAAACUCACAAGAAGCCCUCCGACUCCUCACAGACGCCGGGAUCGACCUGGACGCAACGGACAGCUGGGGCCAGACGGCCCUGCAGCUGGCGCAGAGCUACUUCCGCGACGAGAUGUGCGUCCACCUCAUCAGCAAGGGCGCGGCGCUCCCCGGCGCCGCCCACGAGAUCCGCCCCACGCUGCUCCACGCGGCCGUGGCGUGCGGCGACGUCCGGGCGGCCGGGCGCCUCAUCGCGGCGGGGGUCGACGCGGACCACCGCGACCCCGCGUCCGGGAUGACCGCGCUGCAGCUGGCGGAGGAGCUGCUCCGGCAGGCGCGGCAGGACGCCAUCGACGGCUUGGUCGGCCGGUGGGAUGCUGCGGACAUGGUCAGCGAGGGGGUGUUCGAGGCGAGGAUAGCAGAAUCGCCUGAGUUUAUCCGGCGAAAGCAGGUUAGGGACUUUUUCAGGGAUUCACAGAGACCCGAUCCGGGGCUCGGGGCCCUGGGAAAUCACCCUUGGCCUCGGGAGGAUUUCGAAAAGGCACUAGUCGCUCUGCAUAGCAUGGAUCCAAAGAGGAUAUUGACGCCCGCGGACUGGCUAAAGAAGCCGGCCGACGAUGGUCGAGCAAUACCAAACGGAAUGGUGCCUGAGUUCCCGCAAAGAAGGUUGUUACCCACCUCACACAAGGCUGAGGCUGAGACAGCACUUCAUGAGGACGGCGACUCUCGUCUUGAAUCUGCCUCAAUGGCUGUUUCUUCUUUUAAUUUGAAGAAAAACUUGACGGCUUAUGCUGAGUGGGACAUGCGGAUUAUGGGACUGCUGCUUGCUGGAACUAUUGGGUGGCUCAUUGCCAUAGCCACCCGGCUCCUUGGUUGA